This is a messenger RNA of Ochotona princeps (American pika), 3147 nucleotides long. It is a transcript of the gene TDG, whose product is annotated as thymine DNA glycosylase. The transcript has 10 exons. Gene Ontology annotation, molecular function: mismatch base pair DNA N-glycosylase activity. NCBI's taxonomy places the organism in Eukaryota, Metazoa, Chordata, Mammalia, Lagomorpha, Ochotonidae. The record is from RefSeq and is a predicted model, not a curated record. The coding region runs from base 230 to 1459 and encodes 409 amino acids. Gene Ontology annotation, biological process: base-excision repair, AP site formation. Gene Ontology annotation, cellular component: nucleus.
AAGCGGCGCGAACGUGAUAGGGCUGCUCUGCAUCACGUGGCCGUCACUGGGCCUGGGAAGACGGAAGUGGUGCGCGGACAGGGCCAAGCAGCGAGGUGGGGGGUGGAGCUUGUGGAAGCCAGCCGUUUUCCGUGACCAGCCGGCCAUCGGGGCCCAAUCGGUGUUCGGGUACCGCCGUGUGAACGCCGCCGUAGCCCCGGGACCAGACGCGCCGGAGCGGCCGCUGGGCAUGGAAGCGGAGAACGCGAGCAGCUACUCCCUUCAGCAAGCCCAAGCUUUUUAUCCAUUUCCCUUUCAACACGUGAUGACAGAGGCCCCUGCUUUGCCAGUUAUGAAUGAACAGCAAAUGCCAGCAGAAGGUGCAGUCCCAGCUCCCGCUCAGGAACCUGUGCCAGAUGCUCGAAGAGGAAGGAAGAGAAGAACUCGAGCUACAGAGCCAACAAAGCCAACAGAGCCAACAGAACCAGCAGAACCCAAAAAGCCUGCCGAGUCAAAAAAAUCUGGCAAGUCUGCCAAAUCAAAGGAAAAGCAAGAAAAAAUUACAGACGCAUUUAAAGUGAAAAGAAAAGUAGACCGUUUCAAUGGGGUUUCAGAAGCCGAGCUUUUGACCAAAACACUCCCUGAUAUUUUGACCUUCAACCUGGACAUUGUGAUUAUUGGCAUAAACCCAGGACUAAUGGCUGCUUACAAAGGACAUCAUUACCCUGGACCUGGAAACCAUUUUUGGAAGUGUCUGUUUAUGUCAGGCCUGAGUGAGGUGCAGCUGAAUCACAUGGACGAUCACACGUUGCCCGGGAAGUACGGCAUUGGAUUCACCAACAUGGUGGAGAGGACGACGCCAGGCAGCAAGGACCUUUCCAGUAAAGAAUUUCGUGAAGGAGGACGUAUUCUAGUACAGAAAUUACAAAAAUACCAGCCACGAAUAGCAGUGUUUAAUGGAAAAUGUAUUUAUGAAAUUUUUAGUAGAGAAGUUUUUGGAGUAAAGGUUAAGAACUUGGAAUUUGGGCUCCAACCCCACAAGAUUCCAGACACAGAAACUCUCUGCUACGUCAUGCCAUCAUCCAGUGCGAGGUGUGCUCAGUUUCCUCGGGCCCAGGACAAGGUUCAUUACUACAUUAAGCUGAAGGACUUAAGGGAUCAGUUGAAAGGCAUUGAACGAAACACAGAUGUUCAGGAGGUGCAGUAUACAUUCGACCUACAGCUGGCCCAAGAGGAUGCAAAGAAAAUGGCUGUUAAAGAAGAAGAAUACGAUCCUGGUUAUGAAGCAGCCUAUGGCGGUGCUUACAGUGAGAACCCGUGUGGCAGUGAACCUGGCAGCUUCCCGUGCAGUGGGGCAGCUGCUGACAGUGCAGAGUUAAGAGAAUCAACUUUCAGUGACAUUCCAAAUGGGCAGUGGAUGGCCCAGCCGUUUAACAAUCAUUGUGGAACGCAAGAGCAGGAGGAAAGAAACCAAGUUUAAGAGUGGUGCUUCUCAGCUCUGCCCACAUGGUGCUGUUUUAAUGCAGUUGUCAAGAUAUGGAACCUCGGUGUGCUAACCUGAAGUAUUUUAGCAGUAUUUUACUUUAGUGGUGUCUUUAGUAUAGAACAGUUGUGUGGGAGAUUCAACUGUAUAAACCAAGUAAUUUGGAAGGAAAAGUAGGGGGUUUUAUAUGUGCUUUUAUGUUGGAAUUAACCAUCGUUCCAACUUUUUAUAUACUACAUUUCAUGUAUGAAGAAAUUGAUUUGGGAAAUUUUGAUCUUUAAUUUUAAAAUACAGCAGUCUGAAUAUUUAUAGUUGAUUCUUAACUGUGCAUAAACCUAGAUAGACCAUCACUCCUUUUAUGCCUAAGGAGGGUGUGUUAAUAGAAAGGAUCAUCACAGGUAAGGAGGCAGCGACGUUGAUUUUCAUAUAUGAAGUUGGCCCUUGGUGGAGUCCCAUUUGUUAGUUUUUGGUGGCACCUGUAGGUCACCCUAGGGCUCCUUCGGUUGCUCUCAGCUCACACCUCUGCGUCCUGAGGGUGUUCAGAGAGUCACUGCUUAGGAAUCUGGAGUGUGGCCUUGCUGUAGCCUUCCCACCAGGGCGGAGCGCAGGCCUUGGCCUCCUUGCCGCUGGUGCUAAUCCUCCAGGAGGCAGAACAUCUUCUGUUGGAAUGGGAGGUUCUAGAGAAUGCAGCAGAACUUUUAUAUUAUGUGACUCAACUCUGUUUUACUUGAGAGAUAAAUUUGAUGGGGGUGGGGGGACAAUUUCUCCUUUAGUAUUUAUCGCCAUUCUAGUUUUAGCCUUCUUGAUUUUAACGUUAGUGGCACGAAAAAGUAGUAAGAAAUGAACUUUCAGGCUGAGCAAGAUUACUGGAGGGGUUCUAUAAUCUUUUCCUAAACCGGUGCUUUCUGUACAUGAGAUGUACUGAGAGAAAUAAUGUAGAACUUCCUUGGCAGGGAAAUCCAGGCAGCCCAUAACUUCAAAGCUUCUUUCUCUGCGUCACUGUCAUUGUGGAGUCAGGGGAGCUCCUGGGAGGGUUGGAUGCAUUCCCACGGUGCUACAGUAAUGCGGACUGCGGAUCUGGAAGCCAUCCCCACCUGUCAAGGAGUAUGCCCAUUUUCAAUAUGAAUAUUUAUGCGGGUCCUCCUUCCCCCGAGAGGUUGUAUAUCGUCUUCUCUUUAUAACAAGAGAAACAAAUUCUGAAUCUUGAUGAGCUUUGUAGCUUUGGUAAUGGUGGGUUUCCUUUCUCCUCAAGUCUAGGCCAAGCUGUGUGUAAGUCAUUCGUGUUAUUUAAAUGAUGUACUGUAUUGCUGUUUACAUGGACAUUUUCUGCGGGUGCUCUGAAGUGCCUUGCAUCAGGGAUUAGGAGCAAUGGAAUUAUUUUUUCAUGGGACUAUUUAAAGCACGUAACUAGGCAUUGCUGUAGAAAAUACCUAUUGUAGAUUUACAAUAGACCUUUUUUUUAAUUUGACUGCAGAAAAUACCCCUUAAAUUAUUACAGGUGCCCACUAGAGAAUGGGUUUUCCAAGCAUACAAUAAUGGUGUUUUUCAUUGAACCUGACAGAUGCAUAGUACGUAUUGCUAUAUCCUAUAUGUGACAGUAUAAGACUUUUUCAUUAAAUAAUGCUGAAAGGUUUUUAAAUUCAUUUGAAAGUCUGAUGGUAUUUACAAUAAAAAAAAUCUUGAGA